UGAGGCUGAUUUGAAUUGUAACCCCCUCUUCGGACCUACGCGUGUGGGGUAGUCGUUAAAGGCAGCUCCAUAUGAUGCAAGACAAGUGGUUUGUCUUACCCAAAAGUUUGAUUCUUAUCAUGCCGCUGUUAGAUUUCGAUGCAUCUUAACAGACCUGUUAAAAUCUAACAGUGACACUUACGUUCGCCUACGUUCGCUUACGACUUCCGUCUACGUUACAAGUUAAUUUUAAAAUGGUCACACCUGGCCUUUUUUUAACUCGGCGACUAAUUAAAAAACAAAACACUGACAAACUAAAAGCCACUCGCUUCGCGUCUUCCCGCGUCCCCAUCGCCAUGCACAGCCGCAGUUUGCUGCCGGACCCGGCUGUCUACCAGCCGGACACCCUGGACCUCAACUCGGACGCCAAGGCGGCCGACUACUGGUUCCAGUGCUUCAGGGAUCUGGUCGCCAAGCUCGCCAAGGUGGCGGCAAGCUCCCAGGAGGAGGACCCCACGGCCGCCCAGCGGGCGGAGCAGUUCCGCGCGGCCUACCUGCAGCAGCUGGAGGAGCACCAGCGCAAUGUGCCGCUCAACAGGGCCAAGGUGGUCCUGGGCACCAGUGAGCUACUCCAGCUCAACGAGACCAUGUUGCGGCGCUUCGGCUUCGCCGACCCCUGGCUGAGGCAGAAGAGGCUGGAGAACGCCUCGGCGGUGGCGCGACUGAAGCAGCGCCUGCAGGAGCUCGAUGCCCUGGCGGACGAGGACGCCCGGUGGACGGAGCUGGUGCGCGGAGUGCUCGCCGGCAAUAUGUUCGACUGGGGCGCCCAGGCCAUAUCCAACAUCCUGGAGCAGGACAGCAACUUCGGCCUUCAUUCGGCCUUGGAGCGCAUCGAGCGGCGGCCCUGGCUGCUGGACAACCUGGACAGCUGGCUGAGCAGGCUCAAGGGCGAGCCCCACAAGUGCGCCGUGGUCUUUGUGGACAACAGCGGCGUGGACGUGGUCCUGGGCGUGCUGCCCUUCGUGCGCGGACUCCUGAAACGCGGCACCAAGGUGCUGCUCUGCGCGAACAGUGAACCCGCUCUGAAUGACGUGACCAGCGAGGAGCUGAAGUCCCUCCUAGACGAAUGCUCGCGGGAAUGUGAGGUGCUGGCGAGGGCCUGGUCGCAGGGACAGCUGCUGGUCUACGCCAAUGGACAGAGUGGGCCCUGCCUGGAUAUGCGCACCUUGCCGCAGGAACUGUGCGAGGCCAUCGCCGCCAAUGAGACUGAUCUGCUCGUUAUCGAGGGCAUGGGACGGGCGGUGCACACCAAUCUGAAUGCCCGCUUCGCCUGCGAGACCCUCAAGCUGGCCGUGAUCAAGAACACCUGGCUGGCCAAGUACCUGGGCGGCGAGGCCAUGUUCGCCGUCAUCUGCAAGUUCGAAUCGGCCGCGCCCAGCUAGUCCAGGAGCCACUGCGUCGUCGUCGUCGUCGCUGUCGUCGUCCGUUGUUAUCCCCUGUCCAAGAGUGUGCGCACCGGCCAGGAGAGGUCCUUGUUGAGUUCGAAAUUAUUGUUAUGGUCCACUGCACCCACACCCACGCCCGCAACCCAAUCCCAUGCCUCGAUCUACGAUAUGAGAUUCAUAAUUGUAUAGACCUAAUCUUAAUGCAAGUGCUUUUGUGGUCACCACCUCAUCCAUAUAACCGCUAAACUUUUAAUAAUUAAAAACAAGAAUAUAUGAUAACAAAGCCCUUGUUUAUCGCGACGGCGGUGUGCUAUCGGUCAUGGUUAUAUGGACUGCAAUUGCGAUAAGCGCGGAUGGGCCUGAGGUCUCGUGGUCGCUGCCCACUGACAUUUCAUCAGACAUUUCCCACCAUAAACUCCGGUGUCUGUUUGUAUUUACAUACGGUCUCAUCUGGUGUGUGUUUAUUGUGCCUGCGUGCCAAUUCUCGGCGCUGGCUAUCCCACUUAUCUGCGAUUCGCGGUCGAAAUAAACCAGCCACAAAGCAGGCAGUCACCACAAUAACUGGUUGAUAAGCGGCCCACUAGAUAAUGUUCGGUGUGCGAAGCCAAGAGCAGGAAGUGCAUGGCCCAAGCCGAAUUUAAAAUCGAGUUCGACUCGCAGCACUAGGCAUGACAAGGCAGAAGGGGUGCUGAAAAACAUGCCAUUAAAGUCUGAAAAUAACAAUAAACAACGUUUCGCGGACUGCAAA
This is a messenger RNA of Drosophila biarmipes, 2172 nucleotides long. RefSeq names its product 4'-phosphopantetheine phosphatase. Gene Ontology annotation, cellular component: nucleus; cytosol. Lineage: Eukaryota; Metazoa; Arthropoda; Insecta; Diptera; Drosophilidae. Gene Ontology annotation, molecular function: ATP binding; pantothenate kinase activity. Bases 234 to 1421 code for a protein of 395 amino acids. The transcript has a single exon. Gene Ontology annotation, biological process: coenzyme A biosynthetic process. The record is from RefSeq and is a predicted model, not a curated record.